Alternaria conjuncta is the source of this 846-nucleotide messenger RNA. RefSeq lists its product as uncharacterized. Bases 1 to 846 code for a protein of 281 amino acids. The transcript has 2 exons. The record is from RefSeq and is a predicted model, not a curated record. NCBI's taxonomy places the organism in Eukaryota, Fungi, Ascomycota, Dothideomycetes, Pleosporales, Pleosporaceae.
AUGGACAGGGAUCUGGUGCAACGCUGUCCCCCCGAGGAAACUCUCCACACCAGAAAGCACGAAGGAUUUCGGAUCGGUAAAGCAGCAGAAAAGCUCGACGAUGAACUCAACACGUACAUCGCGACCUACGCCAAGGCAGAAUGCAUGACACUAGCCACGCUGUUCCAAAGCAAACUACCACGAGAACUGCGAGACAUGGUGUACGCCCAUCUACUGCCGCGGGAGACUUACAUCGUCGGGCGCCGUGAUCGCAACGUUCAAUGGCUCCACUCCCUACGGCAGAACAGUUGCGAUCAUCUCUUCGUGCAUGGAUACAUCCCGCUCGACACCAUGAAAGAGGUUAGCGAGAUGUGGUACGAGGUGUCGACAUUCAUCGUCCUCGGCUUCCCCUUCGGGCGUGGUAGCAACCCCAAACGCGCUUCAGCUGCCUUGGACUUCCUCCUCCACGACAGAUGGGGUCUGGACAUCGAUGUGCGCCAGCACAUUAAACACAUCUAUAUCCGCCUCGAAUAUACCGGGGACGUGUAUGGAAACGUUACCCAACUUGCCGCGAACCUCCGGAGACUGCUAUCACUAAGAGCGGAUGUGCGGGUCGUCGUACAAUUUCAAUGUACACAAAAGUUCUCCUCGACGGUGACAGGGCAGCAAGUGAAAGAGCUUGUGACGAAGCUUCAAAUGGUUUUCCCUGUCCUGGAGGAAUUCGUCAAUGGGGGAAAGAGAGUUAUGGUCAACGUGAAAGGCUAUAAUGUGUUCGACGUCAAGGUUGAAAAGCUGAACGCUCAGAGUUGGAUCAGUCAGUUGACCAAAGUGCUCUCAGACAAGGAUUUGCCUGUUCUACAGCUAUAA